UCUGUUUGGUUGUUCCAAAAACCAAGCUUUCACUUCCUUUUUACAAAAAUCUAAUAGUAAAGGAUAAUUAUUUUCAAACAUUAUAAACCAUUUGAUUUAGAAAAGUAUUUUGUAUCUGAAAAUAUAGGAGGCUUUCGUUUAAGUUUUAAUUCAUAGAAUUUACUGGAAAACUACGAACUGUCAAAAGGCGCCAGUUGUUGAAGAAAGAACCAUCAUCUGUCUGUCAUACUUACGAAAGCUUGGUCAUCCGUUUUAAUGGAAAAAUAAUGCCCGUUAAAGUUGAUAUAACUCCACCACCUCCAGCAAAUUCCAAACAGCCUGGAGUUACAAAGUCUCUGCUUUAUAACGGUUCCAAAUUUCAAGGGCACCAAAAAAGCAAAGGCAACUCAUAUGAGGUCGAAGUGGUUUUACAGCAUGUAGACGAAGAAAAUUCAUACCUAUGCGGGUAUUUAAAAAUAAAAGGUUUAACGGAGGAGUUUCCAACAUUAACAACUUUUUUCGAUGGAGAAAUCAUUUCUGCCAAAUAUCCCUUUCUUACAAGAAAGUGGGAUGCCGAUGAAGAUGUUGAUAGGAAACACUGGAGCAAGUUUGAUUUGUUUGUACCUUACUUAAAAACAUUCAACUCAGAUUCCUUUGACUAUGACUCUCUUGAAAAGGCUGAUUAUGUGUUUAUGAGGUGGAAAGAACACUUCUUAGUGCCAGAUCAUACAAUAAAGGACAUAAAUGGUGCUUCUUUUGCUGGUUUUUACUAUAUAUGCUUCCAUAAGUCUGCGGCCACAAUAGAAGGCUAUUAUUAUCACCGGAGUUCUGAAUGGUAUCAAUCUUUGACUUUAAGUCAUGUACCGGAACACAGCAUCCAAAUUUAUGAGUUUAGAUGAAAUCACCAUGUGAAAACUUAAAAAUUUGGAUUGGUAUUUUUGUGUCCGCUAGUACUUACUUGUUCAUUAAGUGUUAACUUCAGUCAGUAUCCAAAAUGUGUAAAGAUUGCCAAUGUUGUGUUUCUUCAGUAAUUUAAGAUAAAGAUGUCAGGGCUAAUAAUAGAUAUUCAUUCAGAACAAAGUAAUUCAGAAAUGUAAUUUUACAUAAUGAUUCAUGAACAACAUUGUGUCAUAUUCUGUUUUUGCACAUACUUCAGUGCCGAGGAGCUCCAAAUGUUGUGUAGUAUAAUAGGAAUUAUUAUUGUGAUAUUUUGUACAAAUGACUUGCAUGUAAGUUGUUUCUAUUAUUUGAUCAUCAUUUUUGUUAUGAAUUUUAUGUACAAUAGUCAGAAAGUUACCUACUUACUUCAUGUUUAUUGAAGUGUGUGCAAGUACAGGGAAUCUCGUAUUACUGAACAAGUUAUUAUAUCAUUUGGCACUUACUAGUAGGAACUAUUAUCAAUGUUAUUGAUAAAAUUGAAUAUUUUUUUUUCAAUAAAACAUCUUACAGUUA
Molecule: messenger RNA, 1431 nt
Organism: Helicoverpa zea (corn earworm)
Lineage: Eukaryota; Metazoa; Arthropoda; Insecta; Lepidoptera; Noctuidae
Product: glucose-induced degradation protein 4 homolog
Exons: 4
Coding region: 267-878 (203 amino acids)
Biological process (GO): negative regulation of gluconeogenesis; protein targeting to vacuole; proteasome-mediated ubiquitin-dependent protein catabolic process
Cellular component (GO): extrinsic component of membrane; GID complex
Source: RefSeq, a predicted model, not a curated record